AUGGCACACGUAUUGCAGGGACUGUCGACGCGACCCGCGCUCGGUAGUCACGACACGUGGACAGCCAACGCAGCAUCGGAAACACUGGAUGUGGACGGCGCAACAACUUUGAGUCCCCAAAACGAUGAGCAGGCAGCAGACUCGCGAAGUAGAAGUACGACAGCGAUACCGUCCGAUGACAGUGGUUCAGAAACGCAGGUGGUCGAGAAACCCGGAGGCCGUAGGAAGAGCAUCCAGGUCGUUUUAGAGCAAUCGGGAAAGAAGGGCGAGUACACAUUCACUGCUAAAGAUCCUGUCUUCCAAGAGGUUCUUCAGUCAGGUCUGCGGCGAGAGGCUGAGAAACUCAAUGGAAAGGCGAAGGGGAAACCCCGCGAUCUUGUCUUCACACAACAGUUCACCACGUUCGACCGCCAAAACGCGUCCGCUGCGCACUCCCCGUUCCAUGGAUUCUUCACACUCUUCUGGAUCGCGAUGGCUUUGCUACUCGCGCGAAUAGCAGCAGGCAACUACAGGACGAAAGGCUCCGUAUUUGGGGAUGCAGAGAUUCUGCACUUGAUGAUCGACAAAGACUUGUUCGUCAUGUUGACGACCGAUGUCGCAAUGUGUGUAGCCACCAGCUUUGGCUUCUUCCUGCACAAGGCCAUUGUCAACGACUAUCUGACUUGGAACGGUUCAGGCUGGCUCAUACAGUCUUUGUGGCAGACUUUCUUCACUUGCACCAUCAUCUGGGUUACUUUCUGGCGAGACUGGCCUUGGACUCAUACAGUCUUCAUCGUUCUCCACGUCUUCGUGUUGCUGAUGAAGCAGCAUGCUUACUCCUUCUACAACGGCUAUUUAUCGCGAGUAUAUCGACGACGCAAUCUGCUCCGUGAGAAACUACGUCAACUCGAUGAUAUCAAAGCGCAUGAGGGCCCGACCCAAACAGAUCCCCCGACUGAGGCGCUAACUGCUUCCGGUCUUGAGAAAUCUGACCAAGGCCAGUUGACGCGUCGGGGAAGCAUUGGGCCAAAGUACUCUACCAAUUUAUCAAAGGAAGAGUCUGAGAUUGCAUCUAUCGGCAAAGCUAUUGAAACCGGGAACCCGCUGGAUUCGGAACAGAUUGAAGCCUUUCGACGCGUGCUCAACACCGAGAUUACGAUUCUUGAUGAAGAGCUUCGUGGAAAGUGCACUACCACUGAUAACGUCUACCCGAACAACUUAACGUUCUACAACUUUGUAGAGUGGGCGUGCCUUCCCACACUCGUCUACGAUCUAGAGUACCCCAGGCAGGAACGCAUCAACUGGUGGUAUGUAGCGGAAAAGUCAGCGGCCACCCUGGGAGUCAUCUGGAUUAUGAUCAUCAUCUCGCAAGCAUACAUCUACCCAGUAGUCGUAGAGACUAUGCGACACAAAGAGGCUGGCAUGUCGCUCGAUGAGCGAUGGAAAGAGUUUCCAUGGGUUGUAUCCGAUAUGCUCUUCCCCCUUCUCCUCGAACAGCUUCUCAGCUGGUACGUCAUAUGGGAAUGUCUCCUCAACGUAUUGGCAGAAGUCACGCGUUUUGCCGACCGUGGUUUCUACGGCGCGUGGUGGAACUCUGUAUCCUUCGAUCAAUACGCUCGCGACUGGAACCGACCGGUCCACAACUUCCUGCUUCGACAUGUCUAUCACUCCUCGAUCUCAUUCUUCCAUCUAUCAAAGAUGCAGGCAACUUUCUUCACUUUCUUGCUUAGCGCUAUUGUGCAUGAGGUUCUCAUGUUCUGCUUGUUUAAGAAGGUCAGGGGAUAUCUGUUUACAUUCCAGUUGACGCAGCUGCCGCUGGCAGCGUUCAGCAAGACGAAGUUUAUGAAGGGGAGAGACACGUUGGGGAACAUUGUGUUUUGGUUUGGUCUCUUCAUUGGACCUAGUGUCAUCACCAGCUUGUACCUUAUCGUUUAG
Molecule: messenger RNA, 1914 nt
Organism: Alternaria conjuncta
Lineage: Eukaryota; Fungi; Ascomycota; Dothideomycetes; Pleosporales; Pleosporaceae
Exons: 3
Coding region: 1-1914 (637 amino acids)
Biological process (GO): ergosterol metabolic process
Cellular component (GO): endoplasmic reticulum membrane
Molecular function (GO): ergosterol O-acyltransferase activity
Source: RefSeq, a predicted model, not a curated record